AUGAUGCAUGCUUUUAGAAAAAUGCUAUAUGCACAAACUUAUGAAGAGGCACAAGAAAAAUAUGUCGAAACUAUGAAUAUUAGAAGUAACUAUCCUAUGUGGCAAAAAUAUAUCACUGUGCAUCAUUGGAAAUACAAAGAAAACUGGUGUUUAGCUUGGAGGGAUCAUACUAAUAGAGGCCAUCAAACCAACAAUUUUAGCGAAGUAUCAGUGAGAAUUUUUAAGGAAAACGUAUUUGGUCGUGUGAAAGCAUACAAUGUAAUUUCAUUGAUUGACUUUUGUUGUACAAAAUUGGAGGAAUACUAUAAAAAAAAAUUUUCAGAAUUUUCAAAUGAAAGAAAUUCUACUGCUCGGCUGUUUUUUAAAAAAUUAAUUAAACAAACUGAUUAUAUCACCAAAGAAGAUAUUACUGUAGACAAUGAAGAAUUUUAUGUCCCAAGUGAAAAAAAUAAAAAAAUGAUGUAUUGUGUUGAACCAAAUAUUGGUGUUUGUUCAUGUGAAGCAGGUAUUCAUGGACAAUUUUGUAAGCACCAAUGCAUAAUUUAUAAAUAUUUUAAAACAACUGGAAUUAAUUUUCCUCCAAUAACAGUUGAAGAUAAAUAUUUAAUAUCUAAACUUGCAUUAGGUGAUAGAGCUCCGCCACCGACGUUUUAUGAAAGUUUAAUACCAACAGAAACUCUGCAUCAACAUGAUGAAACAAAUAAACAUAUUCAAUACUAUGAACCUAAUCAAAUAGUUGAAUGUAAUAAAGAAGUUAGUAUUGAAAAUAAUAUGAAAAUUGAUAAGCAAAUAGUGGAUACCUUCAAAGAGGACAUGGAUAAAAAAAAAUCAUUUUUAAUUUUAAAAGAUAUACAUAGUAUAAUGAUUAAUAAUGUUACAAAGUUUGGGGGUUCAUCUUAUGAUAGCUUAUUAAAAUUUAAAAGCAGAUUAGAAAAAAUUAAAUCUGAAGGACAGUUUAAUACUUUUCUGGCCACUGCAGGGUCUAAAUCAACUUUACUGAGACAAAGAGAUGGUGCAGCUAUAAGAGUUCAACCAACAACCAUUUCACAGAGGAAACCUGGUAUGACAAGAGGAAGUAAACGCUUACCUUCAGGUAGACCUGCUUCAACAGACCACAGUCACCAAAAAAAGAAACCAAGAAAUUUAUUUAAAAAUGUAUCUGAUUGUGUACCAAAUGCAAAAUCUCAUUAAACUAUUAUAAAUAUUUAUUAUUAUUAUUA
This is a messenger RNA of Acyrthosiphon pisum (pea aphid), 1220 nucleotides long. RefSeq lists its product as uncharacterized. Gene Ontology annotation, molecular function: zinc ion binding. NCBI's taxonomy places the organism in Eukaryota, Metazoa, Arthropoda, Insecta, Hemiptera, Aphididae. The coding region runs from base 1 to 1191 and encodes 396 amino acids. The transcript has 2 exons. The record is from RefSeq and is a predicted model, not a curated record.